Molecule: messenger RNA, 747 nt
Organism: Sphaerodactylus townsendi
Lineage: Eukaryota; Metazoa; Chordata; Lepidosauria; Squamata; Sphaerodactylidae
Gene: BTLA
Product: B and T lymphocyte associated
Exons: 4
Coding region: 175-723 (182 amino acids)
Biological process (GO): immune response-regulating cell surface receptor signaling pathway
Cellular component (GO): plasma membrane
Molecular function (GO): signaling receptor activity
Source: RefSeq, a predicted model, not a curated record
CUUUCCAUCCCUUUCUUUGCCUCCCCUCCUCUUCAACCCUUCGAGAGAGCUGAAAGCCUCCUCACAGACCUCACAAGCUCUCCAUGCAUCAUUGAAGAGGCUGCUUGAAUGGUCCCUACUCCAUUCCAACAAUAUUUUUCCACCUUGAACAUGAAGUGAAGACCCAUCCAGGCCAUGAACGCCAGGGACUUUGGACUGCUCUUUCUUUUUUUGAUGCUGAUGUUGGGCAAACCAGGAGCAUGCGAGACAGAGGCUAAGAACUGUACUGCUGCUAUUAACGUUGAAAGAAAUACAGGAUAUCACUUAAAAUCUGGUACCUCGCAUGCCAUAAAGUGCCCAGUGACAUAUUGCCAAAAGAAGCCUGAAAUCAGGUGGUACAGAAAGAGUAAUAAUAAUAAUAAUUUACUUUUGAGUGAUGGGAAGAAGUACACAUUUACAUGGACUGAGACAAAUAUUUUUGUUUUGAAAUUUUCAAGUGUUCAAAUGAAUGACAGUGGACUAUAUCAUUGUGAGAGUCUUUCAGGAAACCAAACUGACAAGAGUCAUUACAUAAACGUCACUGUUCAAGAUGAUGAUACGAAUACUACAGAUGGCCAUGGAGUAUAUAAAAAGGACAAGGCAUGGAUUAUUUAUCUCGCCCCCCAUCAUUUUCGGGCGCACUGUGUCUCACCAGCGAAAUGCCGGUUGAGCCCACCGGCUUCUACAUGGCGAGUACUCAGUUAAAAACAAGAAGAUUUCAUCUGCCUC